GCUCUCUUGCGCACUGACGGAGCCCGGGUCCGUGUCCAUCUCUCCUCCUGCGCCGCUGCGGCGCUCAGCACCUCCUGCUCUCAACUCUGCUGCGACACAAGAAAAGUUUUUUGUUUUGUUUUUUUAAGCUAAAGUUUUUUUUUUGCAUCGACAAGGUGGAUAAAAGUCAUUUAAAAGUUUGGAUAGAAGCCGCUGUGAGCGCGACUUUUGGAUAACUUUGCCAAGAGUUUCUGGCCUGACGUCACCAUGUUACGUUACUUCCUGCUCUUGCUCCUCUCAUCUGGUCUGGUGUCCUCAGACUGCCCCGAAGACUGUUCGUGCCAGCGCCACGGCGCUAUAUUCUGCAUUCAGCGACGCUCAGGCACCGUGCCCCGUGUCCCCACCACAACCAUAGAACUCUACAUCUUUCACAAUGGCAUCAACAUUUUGUCCCAAAAUGACUUUAAAGGCCUGGCGGAAUUGGAGAUGCUAGAUAUGAGCCAGAAUGAACUGACAGAGAUUCCAGACAGAGUGUUUGAGAUGCUGUCAAAGAUGAAGAACUUGGACCUGUCCUCUAACCACAUUACUCACAUUUCCAAAGACACUUUUUCUGGGUUGGUUCAGCUCGAGAGACUCUAUCUUCAUGCAAAUCGUAUUCAAAGCAUCCAUUUGGAAGCUUUUGAUGGUUUAGAAAUGCUGCUGGAACUCAAGCUCCAAGGGAACCACCUUUCAUCUCUGCCAUCCCUUAAUUUCCCAAGACUUCUGCUUCUAGAUCUCAGCAACAAUAACAUCCCUACCCUUGGUCCUUCAGACCUCCGGACUCCUCACCUGGAGGCCCUUAAAUUGGCAUCUAUGGGGCUUACCACUGUGGAUGAUGAUCUCAUAGCUUCCCUUGGGAAUCUCCAUGAGCUUGACAUAUCCAUGAACCAGUUCACUGAGGUGCCACAGGUCCUGAAGCAAGAUUCCUUCAAGGGGCUGAUCAAGCUCAGCCUUGCAGCCAACCCAUUUGGUGAACUCAAAAUGGAGGACUUCCAGAAAUUGACUGGACUUCAAGAACUGGACCUUAGUGGACUUAAUCUCCAAGGUUUCCCCCAGAAUUUUUUUCAGAUGUUCCCUAGGUUGAUGCACUUGACAGCAGCUGAGAAUCCAUUCAACUGCUUAUGCCCAUUAGCUUGGUUCUCUCUUUGGCUAAAAGAGUGGGAUGGUAUUCUUUCGAGGCCUGAAGAAACCAGAUGUCACUUCCCCCUUGUUAAUGCUGGAAAGAUGCUGUCAUCUCUGGAGCACAAAGAUUUUGGAUGUCCACCUACCACAACAGUGCUGACCGGCUCCGCAACUGGAAGUACUCUUGCUCCUCAGAUGCUCACCACACCUUCAGAAAUCACUCAUACCAAUGCUAUCCCUCCCCCUCCACCACCUAGUGAGGUAACAGUCUCCUCAAAGGUUACACUUGAACCUUCAUACUCCCCAAGUUCCCCGAGUGGGGAAUACGAGCAGCAAUUCUGCCCACCAAAUAUCUGCCUGAAUGGGGGCACUUGUAGUUUUGACCCACUGGGUCAACUCAGCUGUCUGUGUCCCUCAGAAACCUCAGGCUACUAUUGUGAAAAUGUGGAUCAAGUUACUAAGCCACCAAAACCACCAGCAACAGAAGUAUUGGUUGUUACUUCUGUAGUGCCUGAACAGGAUGCCAUCAGCUCACGGCAGGUGACCUCCACAUCUAUCCUGCUUGACCUGCACCGCUUCAUUGAAACGCGGCCACACAUCCGUGGCAUUCGUUUGACCUACCGUAACCUCUCAGGGCCUGACCACCGCCCAAUUAUCCUGAGUGUCCCAGCAUCCUACCCUGAGUACACCUUGCGUGGCUUGAGACCCAACUGUACAUACUCAAUAUGUGCCAGUCCGCUGGGUGAGAAAGUCAACUCAAGGGCAAACAGCUCUGUAGAAACGGGGUCCUGCACGGAGGCUCACACUGAAAGUGUUCCAUUAACAUCUGUAGAGUCCAGAGUGGAGACACAGAGCCAGGUCACAUAUACUUUGAUCCCUGCUCUGGCUGCCUUGGCACUUGUACUGGGGUUGGCCGUGGUUGCUGGGACCAUUAUCUGUCUGCGGAAGAGGAGAAAGGCCAAGGCAGGAAAGGAGCUGGAGCUGGGUCCAGCGGACCCUGACCCAAUGGAGCUGGAUGGGUUCAAGGCCUGUCUGGAGAAUGGGGGGAAUGGCACACUUCACCAGAAACAGCCAGAGAUUGACCUCUGUCACACUCCACAGCCACCUCCAUCCUUGCAACAAAAUGGGAACUUGGAUUACGAGGUGCCAUUGAUGCAGGAACACUGUCCAUCAAAUAACAAUCUAGCAUCGCUAAAGCCAUCUUACUUUUAAGAUGCAAUAAAAUACAAACACUUGGAAAGAUUGUGGAGAGCGGGUUCGUCCAUCAGUACUUGAGCGAUAGUGGUUUCCAAUGUAGAUUUCAUCCCAAUUUCAAAUAUCCACAAUUUGGAAAGUGGCACUUACUGGAACUCGUCUACCAUGACACUACACAAUGGCUCAUCAGUUUUUAAGUUGCCUUAUGAUACUGAAUGACGAAGAUUGCAUUGCAUAUCAGAAAUGUGCAAAACCACUAAAACAGGAAGUCUGAGUUUGAGGGUGAUGAGACCUAAACAAGUGAUUUAACUAAGUGCAAUCAACCAGACUGGUCUACGUAGCAGAGUAAACAUGGAAGUGCCUUUAUGCAGUCACACAACUGUAUUCAACAGCUCAUUUUUAUUUUGUUGUUGUUAUAAAAGAAACUAUGUAAAUGAGCUGUAACCCCAUUGCUGGAUUUGGGAGAUACAGUGAGGACAAAAAUGCCUCAGCGUUUGGGCUACGGAAGUGGAGGAAAUUACUCUUUCAAUGAAAACAGGGAUGCAGAUAUUGACUUGCCUGGACCAGAGGUCCUGGUGCAAAAUGGGGGUUUCAAUCAACUCCAUCUCCUCUAUGGGAAUCAGAAAAGAAGAAGUUGCACUGAAAAAAAAAGGAUAUUGCCUUUCCUUUCUUUUGUCCUGUUCUUUUGUCAGGAACUGCUAGAAGAUUGAUGGUCACAUAAGAAAUGCUGUUUUU
This is a messenger RNA of Solea senegalensis (Senegalese sole), 3069 nucleotides long. RefSeq names its product vasorin-like. The coding region runs from base 247 to 2352 and encodes 701 amino acids. The transcript has 2 exons. The record is from RefSeq and is a predicted model, not a curated record. Gene Ontology annotation, molecular function: protein binding. Lineage: Eukaryota; Metazoa; Chordata; Actinopteri; Pleuronectiformes; Soleidae.